AUGCAGCCAGUGUCGCAUGGCAAAUCCGCGCCCUCGCACACUGCCUCGCCUCCCGACGCGGGAGAAGAGGAGAAGCUCUGGUACGGGGGCCUCGGCGGCGCCCUCCUGUUCGGCCUCGAGCAGAACUGGCGGGGCGACGCGGCGAGCAACCGGCAGGUGCUCGCGAGCCUGGCGACGGCACAGCAGCUCGAGCAGUCCGCGCUCGCGGCCGGGCGGGGCGGCUGGCGGCUGCUGUCGCACGUGUACCGGGCGUACUUCGAUGCCACGGUGCAAGCGCGCCUGCGCUUCGAGCAGGCGCGCGAGGCGCGGGCGUAUGAGGCGAUCGCCGUGGCGGCGGCGGACUAG
Messenger RNA from Emiliania huxleyi CCMP1516, 345 nucleotides. RefSeq lists its product as hypothetical. NCBI's taxonomy places the organism in Eukaryota, Haptophyta, Isochrysidales, Noelaerhabdaceae. The record is from RefSeq and is a predicted model, not a curated record. The transcript has 2 exons. The coding region runs from base 1 to 345 and encodes 114 amino acids.